Molecule: messenger RNA, 1785 nt
Organism: Tarenaya hassleriana
Lineage: Eukaryota; Viridiplantae; Streptophyta; Magnoliopsida; Brassicales; Cleomaceae
Exons: 9
Coding region: 147-1346 (399 amino acids)
Source: RefSeq, a predicted model, not a curated record
GAAAAGAAACACAGAAACCCUUUUUCUUUAAAUUCGAACCCUACCUUUCCUUUGAUUUUCCCGAUCAAAGAAGUCAGAGAAUCUCUCCUCGCUACACUUUUGCGAUUCUUGAAUCGAUUUCUCUGUUCCUUGGAUUUCUCUCUUCAAUGGAAGCUAUAUUCACUUCAGUUUACGUAUCCAAUCUCCCCGAGGCAAAGCCUUCUUUGCCGCCGCCUUCAUCUCCGUCUUCUUCUUUUCUGUCUUCUCGUUGGUUGUGCGAUUCGCCGACCAAGCGAAUCGCCAAACUGAGACUCAGCCAUGGACCGAGUCAUGGGUUUCGCCUGCGGGCUCUCUUCAACGACGAGACUCCAAGCGAAGGAGAUGAUAAUUUGGCGGGGAGCAAUGGGUUUAGCUCGUUUUCCGGCGAUAUUCUCUCUUUAUCUCAGGAAAUGUUAGGCGGUGAUCAAAGUGAGGAAAACAAUGCUCAUAAGAUAAUCGACGUCGAGACAUCUCUUGUGCUUCCUCAUGGGGUUGGCAAUGCUGGAGGAACUCGAGCAGGGCUUUUUAGGACACCGAUUUCUGGUGGCGUUCAGAGUGCAACCUCUGCUCAUGGGCUGCCUCGGCCAGCUUUAGCUGUCCGGAAUUUGAUGGAGCAGGCCAGGUUUGCUCAUCUGUGCACUGUGAUGUCUAAGAUGCACCACCGCAGAGAAGGGUACCCAUUUGGCUCUUUGGUGGAUUUUGCUCCUGAUCCGAUGGGACAUCCAAUAUUUUCAUUUUCGCCAUUGGCCAUCCACACACGAAAUCUCUUGUCUGAACCUCGAUGCACUCUUGUUGUUCAGAUACCUGGAUGGAGCGGCUUAUCAAAUGCAAGAGUAACACUUUUUGGUGAUGUGUACCCGUUGCCAGAAGAUCAGCAGGAAUGGGCUCAUAAGCUGUAUAUUGCAAAACAUCAACAAGGGCCUUCCCAGCAGUGGGGAAACUUUUACUAUUUCAGAAUGCAGAACAUAAGUGAUAUCUAUUUCAUCGGAGGUUUUGGCACUGUUGCUUGGGUCAAUGUCAAAGAGUAUGAGGCUCUUCAGCCAGAUAAAAUAGCUGUCGAUGGAGGCGAGCAAAAUCUUAAGGAACUGAAUGCUAUCUUCUCAAAACCACUGAGAGAGCUCUUGUCUGCUGAAAGUGAGGUAGAUGAUGCUGCUCUCAUUUCCAUAGAUUGCAAAGGAAUUGAUAUACGGGUCCGCCAAGGCGCUCAGUUCAACAUACAAAGGCUAUCCUUUGAUGAAGGCCAUGAGGUUGAAACGUUAGAAGAAGCAAAAACUGCUCUCUGGAAAGUGGUAAAGAAGGGGAAGGUGGUGCAUAAUUUGCAGAAAUGACGGAUGUUGAAGUCGUUUCAUUCGUAUCAGACGCCGCCUCACAAGGGGAUAUCAGUCCAAAGGGUAAAUGUGUAUCUUUAAUCUCAACUCCCGAAAUAGCUUAUCUGGCGAAUAAAUUCUACUGCUUGUUCCCUGUUGGGGUCAUUUUGGUUCCUUCUUCCCCCUGGUUCUGUGAUGAGUUAACUAUGUAAAAAAAAAUAAACAGACUGCAGAAGUUUUGGUUUUGCACAUUGCCUGCCCUUGCCUUUGUUGAUCUUGAUCAAGUUAAAGCCUUGAAGGAGAUAGGUAAGUUUUCACUGGUUGGCCUUUGAUGCUCACCAGGUUGACAAUACAUAUUGCCCUCUGAUGUAGAGUUUAGUGUGUUGUACUUGUUUUUGGUGACUGUUGAGGUUAGACCUUGAAUGAGUUUUUAAGGUAAUAACAAUGUAUUAUGCUCUUC